Messenger RNA from Necator americanus (New World hookworm), 939 nucleotides. RefSeq lists its product as uncharacterized. The record is from RefSeq and is a predicted model, not a curated record. The transcript is spliced from 9 exons. Lineage: Eukaryota; Metazoa; Nematoda; Chromadorea; Rhabditida; Ancylostomatidae. The coding region runs from base 1 to 939 and encodes 312 amino acids.
AUGAAUGUACCGCCAUAUAUCAUUGCGCAAUUAGAGAAGGCGAAUGACGUUAUUCGACGGCAGUCUGCAGAAUUGGACCGACUUCGCUCCAAUGACUUGCAGGUGGAAAACAUUGCUCUGCGAACGCAGUUGAUGGAGAUUGCUCGGGAAUACAGGUCGAAUCGGGAACGAUUUUUGGACCAAGAAGUGCUGUUGUCGGAACUCAACCAUGAAGCUACGAGUCUUGCUCGCGAUAAGGAUAUUUUACAAGAGCGGUGUAUCGAACUAGAAAGAAAGUACAAGAAAGCUAAGGCGGCGAGUAAGGAGUUCGAGAAACUCAUUGAACUGGCUGAACCUUGUUCCUCGAAAGAUACUAAUUCUCAAACGUUACUCGAGCGAUCUCGCAGAAAGCAUAUGUCUCCGCAGAGGACAUUGGAAAAUGGUUGCAGUGAUUCUUUCCAGAUAUGUCUGGAAAAUACACAAAUCGAAAUCGAAGAUCUUCGUGCUCGACUAGCUAAGGAAAUCAGUAUCUCCAAAUCCUUGCAUGAUGAUCUGGAUCUCAGUAGAAAGUUGGUUUUGGAAAGAGACGAGCAAGUAAAUGAUUUAACCACCAAGUUGCGAGCAGCAGAGCUUAAAUGUCAACAAACCGAGGAACACUUAUCUCGAACUUCUACUGAUCUCGCUCUAGAACGAGCUCGUUGUGAUGAACUCACCCUUUCUUUACAGGAAAGCGAAGCCUUGCUAACGCAGACUCGAUCUGAUUGUCUCUCCUACGCUUUGGAGAAUCAACGGUUGGUCGAAGAGGCUAGAGAAGCAAACCAACAAAUUGUUUCCUAUCGAGCUAAACUAGAUGCACAAGGAUCUGACCUCAUUGCGACGAAAAAAACAUUGCGGGCUCUACAACGGGAAAAAGGUUUAACGGUGCCACACGAGAAUACGGGUUUGAUGGAUGAUAAAUGA